Messenger RNA from Penicillium roqueforti, 2631 nucleotides. Its product is annotated as MutS family protein MSH4. The transcript is spliced from 6 exons. Gene Ontology annotation, molecular function: ATP binding; ATP-dependent DNA damage sensor activity; mismatched DNA binding. Gene Ontology annotation, cellular component: nucleus. The record is from RefSeq and is a predicted model, not a curated record. Bases 1 to 2631 code for a protein of 876 amino acids. NCBI's taxonomy places the organism in Eukaryota, Fungi, Ascomycota, Eurotiomycetes, Eurotiales, Aspergillaceae. Gene Ontology annotation, biological process: mismatch repair; reciprocal meiotic recombination.
AUGUCGGUUUAUUCAUUAAAUUCAUUAAAUUCUCUGGAUUCCUUUCCCCCAUCGGCCUCUAGAUGUACAAGUAAACGUCCGACCACAAGGGCCAGCAGUGUUGCACAGGAGAUCAUCUGCGCUGUCAGUGAGUCGCGGGGCGUCUCAACCACCGUUGGCCUCGCAUUUAUCAACCUUGCGACAGCUGAAUCUGUGAUCUGUCAGAUAUGUGACAGCCAGACUUACGUCAAAACAAUCAUCAAGAUAGGUGUUUUUGAACCCAACGAGAUCCUGUUCAUGAACACCGCCAAAGAGUCGAAGCUCCGUUAUAUCAUCGAAGAGAAUCUGCCAGAUCCCAUCUUAACCUUCCUGGAUCGCAGGUGGUGGUCUGAAAAGACAGGCCACGAGUAUGUGGAACGGCUGGCUUGUCUACAGGAAGUCGGGUCACUCAAGCUGACUCUGGGCGGGAACUAUUUCGCAGCGUGUUGUUUUGCCGCAGUCCUUAAGUAUGUUGAAGUCGAACUCCAGCAAUCCUUUACCACGCAUUCUCUUCGGAUACGCUUCCAGCCGUCCGAGGGGUCCAUGUUAAUUGAUUUGUCGACUAUUGUGUCCCUCGAACUCAUCCAAAACCUGCAAAAGGCGAAGUCCAAGGAAAGUUUGUUUGGACUACUGAACGAGACAUUGACGCCUAUGGGGGCCAGACUACUCCGAGCUAGCAUCUUACAGCCUUCGACAGAACGAGUCAAGUUGACAGCCAGAUACAAUGCCGUGGAAGAUCUGGCCACUAAAGAGGAUAUGUUUGUGUCUGUGAGGCAGGCGCUCAAAGGCUUUAUCGAUGCAGAUAAAGUAUUGACUGCGAUCAUCUUGGUUCCCAUCAAGCGGACAAUCUACCAUGUCGAACAGUCAGUCAACACUAUCAUCAUGCUCAAGACUUACGUAUCUGCGAUCAAACACAUCUUCCAGGCGCUUGGAGCAGCAGAAAGCGAUCUACUACUUACCAUACGCGAAUUGUGCGCUCCUGAGGGGCAUCGUUCAAUUGAGGAGCUGAUUGACAGAACUCUGAAUGAGCAUGUAGCCUACCAGUCAAAGCCACUUGAUCUGAGAAACCAGCGCAUUUACUGUGUCAAGGCCGGAGUUAACAGUCUCCUUGAUGUUGCGAGGCAAGCAUAUAAAGAAGCGAAUGCGGACGCCACAGAGAUGAUUGAGAGAUUAUCAGAGAAUUGCGAUAUGGUCUUAGAUUUGAAGUAUGACACAGCCCGGCAAUACUACAUCUGUAUUCCUGCUACGGAACUAGGUCCGCUGCCGGAUGUUUUUAUCAACGUGUACCGCAAGCGAAACCGCAUUGAAUGUCAGACAUUGGAUUUGGUCAAGCUCAAUCAAAAGAUCACCGAUUCCCACAACGAGGUGAUCAAUAUGAGCGACCAGACGAUCCAGGACCUGAUCCGAGAUGUGUCCGCCGAAGUAUCCGGGCUUUUUCGAGUCAGUGAAGCAAUUGCAAUACUAGACAUGCUUGGAUCAUUCGCUCAGCUAGCAACAAAAUAUGAGUACAUCAGACCAGAGCUAACCGAUACUCUCGCCAUCAAGGCGGCACGUCAUCCGAUCCGAGAACAGAUUCAUCGCAGCAAGUUCGUGCCGAACGACGCAUAUGCAACACCGCAAACAAGAUUCCAGAUCAUCACAGGUUGCAACAUGAGCGGCAAGUCGACCUACAUCCGCUCACUAGCCCUGGUCACAGUCAUGGCGCAGAUAGGCUGCUUCGUCCCAGCUCAAUACGCCUCUUUCCCAAUCUUUCACCAGCUUUUCGCCCGCGUCUCCACGGUAGAUGAUCUAACCGCCAACGUCUCCACCUUCGCGGCAGAGAUGCGGGAGAUGGCAUUCAUCCUUCGUAACAUUCAGCCACGCAGUAUGGUCAUCAUCGACGAGUUAGGCCGCGGCACUAGCACAAUCGACGGCCUCGCCAUCGCUAUCGCGCUAGCAGAAGCACUCAUCUGUAGUAAGGCCAUGGUCUGGUUUGUCACGCACUUCCACCACCUGCCACAGAUUCUCGCGAAGCGCAGCGGUGUGAUCAAUCUCCACUUGGCAGCAGACAUUUCUCCCGAUGAAUCCAAGAUGACCAUGCAUUACCGCAUUGCAGAGGGUCCUGUUCCAGAACGUCGAUAUGGGCUUGUGCUUGCCAAGCUCGCCGACCUCCCACCUGCCGUCAUGGAUAAAGCACACUCCGUGUCAGAGGCAAUGGACCACCUGGCUAAUCGUAGGAACAGCCCGGGGCGUGCUGGUGCUAUUUCCCUGAAGCGGAAGUUGCUUUUGUCUCUACGUGAACAAUUACUUCUCAUCCGUGCCGGUACAAAGGACGGUACAAUGGAUAACAAUAGUCUUCGGGAUACAUUGAUUAAACUCCAGGAUGACUUUGCGAUGCGCAUGACUGCCAUCAACAGAGAAAUGGAGUUAUGCCCCGAUGAUGAAACCAAGACAGAGCCUCUUAGUGGGACUACUUCCAACUUGUCAGUUCAUGCACCUGAAACCCAAGCGUCGGGUUCAAGCAAGAGUGACAAGGGAAUGCGGGUGUCGGAGCCCAUUGUCAUUGAAUCUGAGUCGGAUUCUGGGCCUGACGAUACCACGGACAAUGAUAGUGUGGUGUUGAUUGAAUGUUGA